Tetrahymena thermophila SB210 is the source of this 1226-nucleotide messenger RNA. Its product is annotated as integral membrane protein DUF6 containing protein. Lineage: Eukaryota; Ciliophora; Oligohymenophorea; Hymenostomatida; Tetrahymenidae. Gene Ontology annotation, cellular component: membrane. The record is from RefSeq and is a predicted model, not a curated record. The transcript has a single exon.
AAAAAUUAAACAUAUUUAGUUAGAUACUUCUUAAAUAAUAUUAGUGCAAGAAAAAUUUUGUUAGUAUGCUUAAAUUAUUCAAUUAAGUUAGUCAUGAAUUAUGCUAAUAUGAGAAUUAACAUAAAAGAAAAAUGGCUAUAAUAUAUGCAUUUGUCAGCUAAAUUUUCUUUGUAACAAUGUUUACUUGUGUAGGUAUGUUGAGAAAAGGAUAUACUACAUAAGAAAUUGUAUAAGGAAGAUAAUGCAUUGGGUUUAUACUGAACUACUUGUUUUGCUAUCUAUAAAAAAUACCAAUAUAUCCUAAAAACACUUUAGAACUAAAGCUAAUGAUUAUAAGAGGAGUUAUGGGUGCAAUAGCAAUGCUUUUAAUCUUUGAAAGCUUUAAGUUACUUAACCUUUCUGAUGCAAUUGUUGUUGCAAAUACAAAUCCUAUUUGGACUACUUUUCUUGCAGCUAUAUUUUUGGGUGAGAAUCUAUCUAAAAAAUCUGUGAUAUUUUGCUUGAUAAGCUUUAUCGGUAUAGUAUUAAUCAUUAAACCAGCUUUCAUAUUUGGUGAAACUACUUAAUCAACUCAAAUAGAAGGGAGAAACUAAUUUCUUGGUGGUCUAAUUGCUUUAGUUGGAGCUAUUUGCAUUUCUUUUAUUUAAAUAGUGGUAAGUAAAAUGUAGAAAUAAAUGAAAUUAAAUAAUGCCUAAGUGUUAAUGUAUAGUUACUUCUUUACUUGUAUUAUAAGUGGCAUUGUGCAAUUAGACACUCCAAAUAAUGAAUUUAAAGCUACCCCUAAAUACUUAUGUUUGAUUUCAAUAAUUGGCGUAUUAGGAUUUAUAGCUUAACUUUUCUUCUCACGCUCAUUUACUCUUGAAAAAGCUUCAAUAAUAUCACCUCUUCAAUACACUGAAGUCAUUCUAUCAUUUAUGAUAGAUAUAUUCUUUUUUAAUGAAUAGAUUUUUUUCGUAAAUGUAAUCGGCUCUCUGCUUGUAGUUUUAGGUAGCAUAGCUAUACUAAUUUGAAAACUAAACUUAUAAGUUUACUCCUAUCUAGUUAUAUAUAUUAAUUAAUUUAUUUACUAUUUAAUUGACUUAAUUUUGAUAUAAAGAAUAAUCUCAAGAUAGACUAUUAAAAUAAUUAAGCAUCUUUGAGAUAUUUAAUUAUAAAGUAGAUGUUUCUUUAUUUUGUAAAAAUGUGUUAAGAGACAAACAUUACUUUCAUAAUUUUAUUAUCCCAAA